Ostrea edulis (European flat oyster) is the source of this 7042-nucleotide messenger RNA. Its product is annotated as integrator complex subunit 1-like. The transcript is spliced from 46 exons. Gene Ontology annotation, biological process: U2 snRNA 3'-end processing. Lineage: Eukaryota; Metazoa; Mollusca; Bivalvia; Ostreida; Ostreidae. The coding region runs from base 115 to 6375 and encodes 2086 amino acids. The record is from RefSeq and is a predicted model, not a curated record. Gene Ontology annotation, cellular component: integrator complex.
AGAUAACAUGACAGGAUGUUCCACUCAAGUAUUGAAAUGACUUAGAUGAUGGAAGAAAAAGAAAAUCUGAAAAUGCAAAAUUCAUAAAAAAGAAUUGAAUUUGAAAUCUUUAAAAUGUCUUCAAAGCGCCCAUUAAAAGCUCACAUAGCCCCACCAGGGGACUUUAUUGCCCUUGGUAAGCACAGUAAAUCCAGCAGUUCAGAUGUAGAUUUGGGAAAAGCUCUGACUCCCAAAAAAUUGGGUGUGCCACCAGGAAAAAGAGAGGCAUCAGGCAUGGGAGGUUCCAGUUUGGUGAAGAAGCCAAAACUCAUAGGACAGACAUUCACACCACUGGGUCGGAGUGAUGUGGAAAGGAAGAGUUCCCCAGCUCCAACUCCAGCUCCAACAUCUCAGUAUGAAGAACUAGCCAUUGAUGUUGACCCACAAGAAUUACUAGAAGAAAUUCUGGAUGCUGAAGACACUUGUGAUGAUGAGAGGCUAGAGGGACUGUUUUGUUGGGCAGUUAAAUAUCUCCAUGGUAAUAGAUCCAAACCUGAUCCAGCGGUCUAUCUUACUCUGAUGUAUCUUGCAAAAACAAAAUCUAGUGUGUUCAACAGCGAUGUUAUUAUUCAGGCAUUUUGCAGUCUUCUGAAGAGAGACAUGUCCUUGAAUUUUAAAUCCAAAGGAAACUGCUUGGUAUCAGUGUGUGCUUGUAGUGUGCUGAUGGCUGCAUUUGCUAAGGAAGAAAACUGGCCUGAUGACUUUGUAAAGGUGUUUGUAGAGGAUUCUUUGGGGGAGAGGGUGUGGGUGGAUAGAGCAGACUGUAAAGCCUUUGUGGACAAUAUCAUCACUGCUUUCAACACCAACCUGCCGGCUAAGUCGGCCAUUUCUGUAGAACAGACAUCAGCUAAGGAACAGUCUGGAACAGCCAGUCCAGUUGUUGGUUUUUUACAAGAUGAAGAUGACCGAGACUCUGAAGUUAAGAUUUCUGCAUUGGUGGAAAUGGAGGCAGUCCAAGUUCUUUCAAGAUAUCCCUACCAACAAGAAACUAUUGAGAUGACCAUUAUGGAGGUCAUCAAAGAGCAGUUGAACAAAAGACAACCCAUGGAUGCCACCUCAAAAAAUCUUAUCCGCUUCAUGACGGCCACAUGUGGAUAUGGUGAAGUAAGACUGCUGGCAUCUCAGCGACUAGAAAUGUGGCUGCAGAAUCCAAAAUUGGCCAGACCAGCCCAAGAUCUACUAAUGUCCAUCUGUAUGAACUGUAAUCAACAUGACCAAAAGGAUUUAGAAACCAUGGCCAUUCUGAUCAAGAUCAGGAUGAAGACAAAGCCACUCCUUAACCACUUCCUGAACUGCCUGAGAGAGUUAUUGGACCAACAUCCAGAGAAUAUCCGUAUGAUCAUGACCCACACCAUCUACAACGAGUUGUCCAACACUCGAAAUCCCAACAACAUGGCCAUUAUCACUACGCUGUUCCAGAAAACGGGCGAACAAUCAACUAGGAUCUUAGCUGAGGUUUUCCAAGACUUGCUGGCCAACAAAGAGGACUAUUUGAGAGCAGUUCGAGGUUUGUUCCGGGAAAUUGUGAGGUCACUGAAGCAUGACAUCAACAUCACCGCCUUCUGUUUAGGGCUGAUGCAGGAGAGAGUGGAGACCAAAUUUAUGGAUUUGGACCACAAUAUCAGGGAGCGUUAUGUGAUGUCUAUAGGAGACCUGGUGACCCAGGCCAUAUUUCUGUGUAUCACGCCACAAGUCAGGGAGGCGGCCACUGCGCUCUCAAAAGGCGAGAAGAAAGAUCUGGGAACUCUGCACAGUUUUCGCCAACAAGUGGCACUGAUACAGAGAGACUCUGUUUGGUGGCUUCAUACCAUAGUACCCAAGGUCAUUGAGGUCAAGCUCUCAGAGUAUGUGCACUGUCUUCACAAGGUUCUUUUCAUGGAGAGUGCAGAUCAGUACUACAACAAGGACAAUUGGCCCCUGGAGGCUGAUAGAAGUACAUUCCUACACCUGGCCACAAAUGUUCCUGUGCUAGAGGAUACCCUUAUGAGAGUUCUGGUGAUUGGACUCUCCCGAGAGUUACCACUAGGUCAGGUAGAUGCUGUUGAAUUAGCUGACCAGCUGGUCAAGAGAGCGGCCAGUCUAUGUCUGGAUGGUCAAGUAGUGUUGCAAAUGGAGAAGUUAGAACUUGUGGAUGCUCUGCUGAAUUUGUGCAGCUACAGACAUCCAACAGAUAUCACACUACCGAAAGGGUACAAACCACCCACACUGGCAAUCUCUAAUCUGUACUGGAAAUCCUGGGUUAUUUUGCUAAUUCUAGCUGCAUUUAAUCCACGAACAUUUGGACUGACUGGCUGGAAGAAUUAUCCAACACUGAAAUGCUUAAUGGAACAGGUUAUGACUGGGAACUUUGCAUUCCCCCCACCCACAAUGGCAGAUGAUGAAUUGUCAGUGGAGGACAUUAGCAAUAAAGAAAAACAGUUUGCUCAGCAAGAGAGGCAGCAGAUUCUGGAGUUUGAGACUCACCUAGCGGCUGCCACCAGUAAAGUUACCAUCACAGAAGCCAACAGUCUGCUCAUCUCACAGCUCACCACCAUGGAUCCUAAUGGAAUAGCUAGAAACCCUCCAACUGCAAUAACGGAGCAGCUGAAGCUGUUAAAUGACAACCUGAGGAUCGGACAGAUGCUGUGUAGGAGUCGGCAGCCCGACUUCCUGUUAGACAUUAUUCAAAGACAGGGUAGUUCCCAGUCGAUGUCGUGGUUGGCCGAGCUGGUGGAGUCCAGUGAGGGGUCUCUAGAGGUCCUUCCUGUUCAGUGCCUGUGUGAGUUUCUUCUCCAUGAUGAGGAGACUCCCUCUAUAGAGGAGGACACUAAACAGAUGGGGAAACACAAGCACAAACAGAAACUGAGGAAAAGGGAGCAAUUGUUGCAUAGGCUCCAGGGAUUGGUGUGGGGAGAGAGUGAAAUGACCCCCCAGGUUCUGGAUUACUUCUUGAAAAGGCUUUCCUCCAAUCAAGCUGCCAACAGGGUGCUGGCCAUAAGGGGUUUAUCCAUGGUAAUUGCUAAGGACGAUGCCAUGGAAACUGACGACAGUGUCCCUUACAAAUGGCUUUGUAAGGACCUUCCACUCAUCCCAAUGUUUCCUGAUGUCUACCCACAAAUUACAGAGUCUCUCAGACAGGCCUGUCAAAUAGAAACAGAUCCUGGUCUGGUCAGUGCUUACAUUAUGUUCCUAUCACAACAAACCGAGCACAAGAGUCUCCAUGAUCUAGAUGAUAUUGCAUUGGACAUAGCCAAUUUGAUAGUAGACAGAACUACAGUUGUAAAUCAUAUAUUGCCCCUGGAAGAGGACUGUAAGAUUGAAAUGGCUCACCUCACCCUGACAGCAUUGCACUCCCUGUACUUCAAUUAUCUGACCAAGGCCAAGAAACCGAACAAAGAGGCAUAUUCCUGGUCCAACACCCAGGACCAGAUCUUGCUGCAGUGGGAAGGAGGAGAUUCAGCCACUAUGCAUGUGUUGGUUGUUCAUGCCAUGAUAAUUCUACUCACUUAUGGACCUCCGAAUGGUGAGAGUGACUAUCAGGAGUUAUUAGACACCUGGUUCCCAGAAUCGGGCCAGCCUCCUUCUGCUUUUCUGCUGGACACCUCAGAGGAAGCACUGCUGCUUCCUGAUUGGCUAAAACUUAGAAUGAUCAGGUCAAGAGUUCACCAGUUGGUAGAUGUGGCUCUUCAAGACAUAGAACCGGCUCAACUGUUGCUCUUUGUCCAGUCCUUUGGUAUCCCAGUGGCCAGUAUGAGCCGUCUGUUUAAGUGUCUGGACAAUGCUGUAGCUGCUGACCCUAACCUGAUAGAGGAGGCAGUGGACGACAAGGCUUACAUGGCUCAGCUGAUUGAGAUCCAACACAUGAGAGGGGUGGUGGGCGGAGACAUCUUUUACAAGCUUCUGACAAAAUCCUUAGUUCCCAAACCUGAAAGUACAGCUACAGAUGAAGAUGUGGCAGAGUUAAAAGCAGUCAGCAAGAAGUGGUCACAGAGAAUGGAGAGUACCAAGAAACCCUCAACUUCUAAUGUCACCGAUUUAAUAGUUCAAAUUUUUAGCCAAGAAGGAGUCAAGAAGAAGGAAGUGCAACAAGAGUACCACAAGCUCAUGAUGAUUUUAUCAGGAUCAGAGACCGCCACAGCAAUAGAAGUUACACAAGUUCUUCUUGAGAUGCUAGGGGGGAUGCAUGGACCUCAAUUUGCCAAGAUAUUCUCAAGGAGCCCUCAAACCUGCUCACUCUUAAAACUGCUGGUUUCCAAGAAAGUGACCUUAGGAGGUCUUCUGUACAAACUGAUGGAGACCCUGUUUAAUGAGAUUAAAGGUCAGAGAUGCAUGGUGACCUCCAUAGUGAACCAGUACCUCCUGUCCAAUAAACCAAAUAUCCCUGAAAGGAGACCGUCGUACAAAUCCGUCAAAUCUGUUGGAUCCUCAAGUCAAGCUCUUCUGGAUGAUCUGAUCAGCCAAGUUCAGAAAGAUGAAAACAACAUGGAGAAGAUGAUAAAGGAGUGUAUGAGGGUUAAUACCAAGCCCGACGACAGUCUGUCAGCGGCAGAGACGAUGCACCGCACACUGACCGCUGUGGCCUGUAAAGCCAUACACAAAGACACUGAAGAGGCCAGUAACACAAUGACUACCUCAAUGGCCAUUCUGUUUGUGGAUUGGCUGGAGCUGUUAGAUCCUGAACUUGUUGCCAUGGUUCCAGAUUUACAGCAGCAGCUUCUGUUUGCUAAUGAGAAGUUAAAAGGCCUGCCCAGCCAGAGUGUGGCUCGCAGUAGCCAGCCCUAUCUGCUGACCCUCCUCACUCACCAGAGUAGCUGGGCCUCACUUCAGAGGUGCAUCAACUGUCUGUUACAGCCUGCGGAAGUCCUCAGAUUCAGCCCGACUGCUGUUCUUGAUUUUUUAUGGGCGUGUCUUCAGAUUCCUAAGAUUUGGAGAGGAAGAGAGAGGAGAACACCCAAAAACCACACUGCCGAGAAUGUCCUUGGUUUGACGUCAGACCAGCUGAUAGCAUUGAUCAAAUACAUUGUUGAGGAGUCCAUUCAGCUGUAUCCAGAUAAGGAGGCAGACGAUAAUAAGGUCUCCACAGAGAGACAGAGUAGUAUUGCCAACCGGAUUGAUCUCCUGAUGUUGUGUAUUGGUGAAAAUCACAGGAAUCUCCAGAGGGUGGUCACCUUCAUCAGAGAUAUCCCACCCACUAGCAGCAGUUAUAUCCAGUACCAGCAGCUAUUAGUUGAGUUAUAUUCCCAGUGUCCCAAGGUCAUUGCCUGGCUGUCAGAUGUACAGGGGGCAUUUUUUGAUGGGCAGUUCUCACAGUCCACCAUUACACAGGUUGACAUUGUUUCUCAUCGGUUACUAACGUGCCUUGGACAAGCUGGCAAUGGCAAAACAGCCGAGGACAAGAUGUAUGAUGCCAACAUUGCCUGUCGCAAGCUUGCUUCACAGCAUCCUCUCCUCAUGUUAAGACAACUUCCCCUUAUAGCUGCUUUGUUGAAGGGUAAGACCCAGUUUACAUUUGGAGAGAUGAGACAUAAGAACUACCUUUUGCUGUUUACUCACAUCCUGGGUCUGAUGGAGACCUUACAGCCACACAUUUACCGGCGGGACUACACAGCCCUGGCUGAUGUCAUCCACUCCUACUUCUCACUUAUCAGUGCACAUGCCAAAGGGAAACAACUUGGGCCAAUUAUCCACAAGUACAUCAAGUUCCUGUACCAAUACACUACACACGAGCCUCAGCAGUCUUCCAUCAUAUUGCAGAAAUAUGUCAACUUACUCAGUGGUAUUUCUACGAUGUACCCUGAGCUGUCUGUGCUAAAAUCCCUUCUGGCUGGACUAACACUGUCCAGACAGUCAGAGAGUAACCAAGGCAACGUGGCAUCCGUCACCCAGCCAAGAUCAACCUCUCCGUGGACAGUAGGUCAGCUGACACCCUUCCUGGACAGAUUGCACAUGGCCACUGACAGCGAGGAUAUAUUGGAAGUUUUGACAGAUCUUGAUGAAACCUCAAAGAGGAAAGUGGACAUUCUGGAACAUUUCAUUGGAGAUUUGAAAAAAUUAUUGUUGCACGCCUCAGAUACUGCGAGAAAUACAGCAUACAGUCUGGUCAUGCGAUACAUUCGACACAAUCCUAGGGCCUCUGAACAGUUUGUGGGCAGUUUCCUACAUUGCUUUGAUAGUGAAAACCCUGAUAUCAUAACAAGUGCUCUGAAAAAUCUCCCAGAGUUCUGUGUGCUCUGUCAAGAUCAUGCUGAUGAAAUUCUGCAGAAAUCCUUCAUAGUAGGGACGACAACAGCCAUUGAGACCAGCAGUUUCAUUAGCGAGACCUUACAGCUGCUGAACUUGGAGACUGUACAGAUAUAACAAGCCUGAACAGUGUUUUACAGUGCAGGUGUUAUCUCAAAACAAACAGAGAAAAGGUUAUUCAAGUUCUCCCCUCUAGUAGGAUGGAUAACAAUCAAAUCAAUUCGGGGCCUUCAGGAGGAAUUCCGUCAGUGAGAUAAAUGGACAAAUGAUUAGAUUCAACUCAGCAAAAAUUGCAUAAUAAACUCUCAUCUCUUCCUCCUCUCUGUGAGAAACAGAAGUAUAUGGAUUCAAUGCUUUGGAUCUUACAGAAUCAACCUUUUAUUAGCUUGUGAAAAAUAUCCACCAGCUUUACAAUCACCUUCAUUUUGUGAAUGGUUCUUGUUGUUAACCUGCAUAAUGUGUGUACAGUUUGCAUGCUGGGUCAUUUGUGAGUAUAACUGGUCAUGCAUGUGUUCUCCAGUGGCGAAUAAGAGUAGUUGAGAAUAAGAGUAGUCGAGACUAAGAGUGGUUGUGUUGCAUUAAGAUUAUCGCCUCUGUCUGAGACAGAAUUGUAUGUCUGACUGUCCUGUUACAAUUACAUCAUAUAUAUAGACACGAUCUGUUUCAUUACAUGAUAAUCAUCUCCUCAGUGUGAGACAGAAUAUUGUUUGAAUUUCAUUGUUUUGAUUGCAUUACAUUAUAUUAAUGGUGCAUAUUACUGAUGUCAAUAAAAUGAUGAAUUACA